Molecule: messenger RNA, 725 nt
Organism: Anoplophora glabripennis (Asian longhorned beetle)
Lineage: Eukaryota; Metazoa; Arthropoda; Insecta; Coleoptera; Cerambycidae
Product: nucleosome-remodeling factor subunit NURF301-like
Exons: 3
Biological process (GO): regulation of transcription by RNA polymerase II
Cellular component (GO): NURF complex
Molecular function (GO): RNA polymerase II cis-regulatory region sequence-specific DNA binding
Source: RefSeq, a predicted model, not a curated record
UAAUGGCUUCUAAGUGUACGUUCCAAUAAUUGCAGACUAAAGAAACCGUCUCGACGGUCGGCGGUCGUCAGGUUCUUGUAAACGGGCAGCAGUCCCAGACUUCCGCCCUCCUCCAAGCCAUGAAGGCCAACAUGGAGGCCGGCCAGCCGACGUCUGUCGUCCAAGGUCAGCCGCAGACGCAGGUCGCCACCGCAACUGGGGAGGCAAACAAGCAGUUUGUCGUCACACCCGACUAUAUUCAGCAAACCAUCAAAUCCGCCUUAAAACAAGAGAACCUCAAUCCCGAAAUCGAGGAAAAACUGUUGCAGCUGCAGAGGUACCAAGAAAAACAAAUGAAACAGGAGCCCGAAUUGCCCACGCCAGUCCCAAAAGUAAAUCAGACGGUUGUCCCUAAUUCCCGGUUCCCCACUGCUACCCGCAAAAGACCGCCCAGUGCUUCCAAGAACGAUGAUAGUGAUUGGGUGAUGGAAACCCCCAAAAGGAGCCGCCCCAACAGAUCCUCCGACGGGAAAAAAAUCGAAACCGAAUCACAUCAAGAACCAGUUAAAGAAAAGAUUGUGUCGCCUAGAGCUAGAAUCAAAAUAAAAGAAGUUUCUGAAGCGGAAAGAAAAGUUACUAUUAAAACGAAAAUAAUGGUUAGUUUGUUUAGACAGAAGGAGCUACUGAAGAAAGAUAUAUUAAGGAAAAGGGCAUUAUUGGAAAAAGAACUGCAAUAUGAAAUCCAG